AUGCAAUUCACUGUCACCCUGCUCAGCCUCGCCAGCCUCGGCCUGAACAUCCUCCCUGCUCUGUCCGCAGCGGUUCCCGCCGCUGACUUGGCUCGCCGCGCCGAGGAGUCAACCACCCAUGUCUAUCUCUCUGACAACAACGAGAAGCGGCACACCUACGGCGUAGGUGAUGAUGAGAUCGCAAAACGGCACAGCUACGGCUUAGAUGAAGACGAGAUCACCAAGCGCGACAACAACGAGAAGCGACACACCUACGGCGUAGGGGAUGAUGAGAUUGCAAAGCGACACAGAUACGGUUUUGAUGAAGACGACAUUGCAAAUGAAGAUAAGCGCAAGAAUAACGAAAAGCGACACACCUACGGCGUAGGUGAUGACGAGAUCGCAUGA
This is a messenger RNA of Dothidotthia symphoricarpi CBS 119687, 387 nucleotides long. RefSeq lists its product as uncharacterized. The transcript has a single exon. Lineage: Eukaryota; Fungi; Ascomycota; Dothideomycetes; Pleosporales; Dothidotthiaceae. The coding region runs from base 1 to 387 and encodes 128 amino acids. The record is from RefSeq and is a predicted model, not a curated record.